Molecule: messenger RNA, 1761 nt
Organism: Mitosporidium daphniae
Lineage: Eukaryota; Fungi; Microsporidia
Product: 6-phosphogluconate dehydrogenase
Exons: 4
Coding region: 1-1761 (586 amino acids)
Biological process (GO): pentose-phosphate shunt, oxidative branch; pentose-phosphate shunt
Cellular component (GO): cytosol
Molecular function (GO): NADP binding; phosphogluconate dehydrogenase (decarboxylating) activity
Source: RefSeq, a predicted model, not a curated record
AUGGCAAAGAAAGGAGCGGCAGUAGACAUUGGAGUGAUUGGAAUGGCCGUCAUGGGCCAAAAUCUUGUCCUUAAUUUCUUGGACCACAGCUAUAACGUGGCAAUAUUUAAUCGUACAAAGUCUAAGGUCGAUCAUUUUAUGGAGAAAUGGUCCACAAUGAUAGAGAGCGCUCAACCGGGCACUCCAACUCCUUCAUCCUCUCUGGAGGAGUUCGUCUCUACAAUGGAAGGGGGGCAUAGAAAGAUUAUAUUGAUGAUUCAGGCGGGAGAUGCCAUUGAUGCUCUAUUAUCGGAACUAGUGCCACUUCUCUCCCCGGAAGAUAUUGUUAUUGAUGGAGGCAAUUCUCAUUACGUCGAUACUCAAAGAAGAGCAGCUUCGCUUUCAUCGUCCCACAAAAUUCGAUAUGUGGGGUGUGGAAUUUCAGGCGGAGAGCUUGGUGCCAGAUAUGGUCCGGCAUUAAUGCCCGGAGGCUCUCUCUGCGCGUGGGAAGAAAUAAAGGACAUGCUGCAAAAAAUUGCAGCCAAGGGGCCGAAGGGGUACCCAUGCUGCGAAUGGCUUGGGCCAGAUGCCUCUGGUCACUUUGUGAAAAUGGUGCACAAUGGCAUCGAAUAUGCCGAUAUGCAGAUGAUUUCGGAAAUCUUUCAUGUCGCAAAAAACGCCCUAGCGAAAGAUACUCCUACAAUCGCUUGUUUGUUUCAAAAGUGGGCUUCUUCUGAAUAUCUCUCCUCAUAUUUGAUCGAGAUCACUGCAAAUAUUCUUUUCUUUAAGGAAAGCGAGAAUGACACUUCUCCCCUUAUCUCUCGCAUUCGAGACACUGCUGGUCAGAAAGGAACCGGGAAAUGGACCGUCGAGGCGGCCCUUACUUUGGGCGUCCCAGGAACCCUUUUUUCGGAGGCAGUAUUUGCUCGCUCGCUCUCAAGCUCAAAAAAAGAACGUCUUAACGCAUCAUUGCUCUUUCCAAAAAAAGAGCCGCCAUUUGACACGCCAUUUGGGGACAUUUCCCAUAUUUUGGGGGAAGCUUUGCUUGCCGCAAAGAUCAUCGCCUAUUGCCAAGGAUUUUCCUUGCUUAUGAAGGCAUCAAAAAACCAUGGCUGGUCACUUUCUGGAUCAACCAUCUCAAAAAUAUGGCAGGGCGGAUGCAUUAUUCGAUCAAAACUGCUUGUUUUUUUUGAGGAUUUGGAUGAUCUCCAAUUCGAAAAUUUGCUGGUAUCCAAAUGGGCUUCUGAAAGAUUGAAGGCUUCGAUCGAGUCUCUUCGUACCAUAGUCGGUCUUUGCGUUAGCACAGGUGUCCCCUCGCCUGUGCUGUCUUCGGCGCUCUCGUAUUUCGAUACAGCUACAUGUUCAUAUCUGCCUGGCGCUGCUCUGAUCCAGGCGCAAAGGGACUACUUUGGCGCGCAUCAAUACGAACUUGAAGCUACCCCCGGGCUCUUUCACCACACAAACUGGACGGGCUCUGGAGGCUCUGCCCUUUCCUCAACCUACCAAUAUCCGUCCUCGGCGAGAAACCCGGUCGAUUGGGAUGCCAUUACCACAUCCAGCGACGAAGAGAGCAGCGGAGCCAAGCAAGAAAAAGGAGAAGAUCAGCUUAAAAAUUUGUUCCAAAAGAUAUAUGACCAGGGCACAGAUGACACCAGACGGGCAAUGAUCAAGUCGUUGCAAGAGUCCGGCGGCACAUGCCUAUCGACCAACUGGAAGGAUGUUGGAUCGGCUCCGGUCAAGCCGUCGCCGCCAGAAGGUUGUGAAGCCAGAAAAUUCGACUAG